GCUUGAAUGCUGUUAUAGUGGCACUCUAACCAAAAGUAACGGAAGAGGCAAGUUUGUGGAUAUUUUGAAGUUGUUGGAAUAUUCGACUCAAUUACUGUUCGAGGAUUUAUAUAAUCUUGAAUGAAAUCCCUCAUUGAUCUAAGCGCCAGGCUAGUAAUGAGCGUAAGAAGUAUAUAUAAUCUGUGUCGGUUGGCUGUUCAACCAACAUUUCGAGGGUUCUUGAAAUCGGCCAGAAACCCGGAACUCAGCAUAACUAGACGAAUUCAAAAUACAGGUUUAAGAGCCGGAGCAACAGCAGCUUUUGCUGCGGAUGAAGAUAAUACAACUAUCAUGAGAACCUUCCCUACGUCGCACCAUUCCUUGAAAGUUGGCUUCCAAGAUAAUUUGGCUUGCAACUUUUAUUACAUAUGGCUCAGAGACAACUGUCAGUGUAGCAGCUGCAUUCAUUCUGAAAGUAAACAAAAGAUGGUUGACACUGUCAGCCUUGACCUUAACAUAAAACCAGAAUCAUAUUAUGUAACAGAUAGUGGGAAAUUGAAGGUCAUUUGGCCUGACGGACAUGUUAGUUUGUACGAUCCUGACUGGUUGCAUAAGCACGGUAACGACUUUGAACUGGAUAGCUAUGACACUGUUCAUGACAAUUUGCCGCCAUUGACAACAUGGAAUAGAGAAGUAAUACGAGAUUUGAAACCGGAAAUUAGUUAUAAAGAAGUUAUGGAGACUGAAGAAGGUUUAAAGAAAUGGUUGACAAUGAUGUACAAAUAUGGUAUUGCAAUAAUGAAAGAUGUGCCUUGCCAAAAAGGAGAAGUUGUAAAAGUCAUGGAACGCUUCGCAUACGUGAAAAAAACUAAAUGGGGUUCAUCGUUUGAUGUCAUUUGUGAGCCUGUACAAAAUGAUCCUAAACAUCUAGCUUAUACUGGAAUGUAUUUGGAGUUGCACACUGAUAUGAAUUACUUGGAAAAGAGUCCAGGUAUACAGGCUCUUCAUUGCCUGAAAGCAAACCCAGCUGGUGAUGGAGACAGCAUUGGAGGACAGUCGUUUUUCGUCGAUGGUUUCUACAUAGCUAAAUGGCUUAGAAAAGAACAUCCAUCUUCAUUCCACACUCUUACUUCAACCCUGGUUGAAUUUAAAAUACACAGCCACAAUAUGGAAUACAGCAAUCAUCAGUAUGUCUUGUGUGCUAGUAAAAGUGGGCACCUGAAAGAAGUGCAUUACAAUACUCGGACAAUGGCUCCUUUGAGAGGUCCAGCUGAUGCCGUGCAGCCCUUUUAUGAAGCAUAUAAGCUAUUAGGACAAAAAAUGCGGGAACCUGAAUCUCAGUUUGCUUUCAACUUAGUUCCUGGCGAUUUAGUAGCUUUCAACAACAGAAGAAUUCUUCAUGGAAGAACAAGUUUUGAUCCUCGAAGAAUGUCUCGGCAUUUGGAAGGUUGUUAUGGAGAUAUAGAUGAAAUCAUAACUCGCUGCAAAUCAUUCCUAAAGUUGGACUCUCGUAAAUAAUUCUUUAUGGGAUAGUAUAGUAUUUUACAACUUAACGAUACAUUUGUUAUGACAAACAUUUGAAUCUACCUGUACAUAUUGUAAAAAACUGCUUUUAAUAUUUUGAUUGCAUAAACUUUAAAUUAUAAUA
Argiope bruennichi is the source of this 1627-nucleotide messenger RNA. Its product is annotated as gamma-butyrobetaine dioxygenase-like. Gene Ontology annotation, cellular component: mitochondrion. Bases 121 to 1497 code for a protein of 458 amino acids. Gene Ontology annotation, molecular function: oxidoreductase activity. The record is from RefSeq and is a predicted model, not a curated record. Lineage: Eukaryota; Metazoa; Arthropoda; Arachnida; Araneae; Araneidae. The transcript has 10 exons. Gene Ontology annotation, biological process: carnitine biosynthetic process.